CUAUUUUAUUACUAUGUGUAUGAGUCUAUUUUAAGUCAUUUGCCUUGUUUCUCGUUACGACUUUCACAAUUUUUUGCUAUUUAGUUGAUUCCAUCGAAAAAUGUGUAAAAUUUUUAAAUUUGAAUAUGUGGCUGUUAUAUAUAUAUCAACUAUAUGUUUACGCAAUUCUUUUAAAUAUUGUUUAUAUUGAGUAAUUUUGUCGUGAUUACAGAAAAAAAGUUUAGUUAUAUUGGUUCUUUGGUGUGAACUGUACUUCGGAACUUAGCUUAUUAUGUUUUAUUGUAAAAAAAAAACGCUUAUUUUUCUUUUGAUAACAUUGAAUACGCUAAUUAUCAAAUUAAAAAAAAUAUAUUUCACAGGAAUUGAGUAUGAGUAGCUUGUCAAGAAUAGUUGUUGCUAUGAAGAGGGCUGGGUCUUAUCUAACAUGUAAAGAACUGUCGUGUCAUUAUUGCAUUGUGAAAUGACUUGGUGUUCACGCAUGUCCCAUUUUGCUAUUGUUUUUUUAACUGGGGAAUUGGUAAUCGUUAUGCUCUGACACAAAGUUUUUACUGUCAUUGAGAGGAAAUGGUUCUAUUAAGUAAGUUUAAAACUGUACCAACUAGUUGUGUGGAAUAUGUACAUCCUUGGACGCAGUCAUGUACAAAUGCAACAACAUGUUUGAGUGCGGCCUGCAUUCAAGAAAGUCUCAGAAUUUAUGUUACUGUAUACAUUUUGGCAUUAAUAAUGCGAGGGAAAGUGCCCAGCAGGCAAGAUGUGAAAAAAACACUUCUUGCAAUUUUGCAGUCUUCGCUAUUCUUAACAUGCAAUGGCACAGCAUUUCCAUUGUUUACGUGCCUUCUGAGGAAUAUUUUAGGCAAUUUCAAUGUUUUGACAGUGUCGUUCAUCCCAGCUGCUCUCGCAAGCUAUAUGGCCAUUUUGCUGGAGCGGCCUUCGAGAAGGGGUCUGCUGUCUCUCUAUGUCACAAAUGUGGCUUCAGAAACACUUUUCCGCAUGGCUACGUGGAGAGGCCUUGUUCGCCCGGUGCCCCACGGCGAGGUGGCAAUAUUUGCAGUCUCCGUGGCGACGCUGCUGUAUUGCUACAGGAGCAGGCACGCCCCCCGAGACUCCAUCUACAGCCUGUUCAGGUUUAUCGUCGGGCCAUUUGAAGAGCACGGCUACGGAGAAAACCGUGAAGAUUUGCCGUCCCAGCACAGAAUGCACGUCGUCUCGCCAGCGGAAAGUAGAGCUGGGGGACCGGCGCGGCCCUCGGUCGGAGCCUUCUCGCUCGCGCUGAACGCAUACAAGAACCUGAUACAACACAUCAAGAGUUACGGAAGGCAUGCGGCUUGUCCACAUCCAUUUAGCUGUACUUCCUACGUUCUACAGGGGACGGUGAAGCUGUUCUCCCUGGGCUACGGCCUGCAGGCCUGCCUGCGGCUGCUGCUGCAGAUGAGGCGGGUAGUACGGCGGCCUAGCAUCCUGCCGAGGCUGCUGUUCCACAAGAACGCCCUCAAGCUCGGCGCGUUCCUCGGGGGGCUGUCCGGCACUUUCAGGCUAGUUUCGUGUCUGCUGCGCUGGACUCGCAACAAGGACUCCAAGUUCCACGCGAUACCUGCAGGGCUCCUGGCUGGCCUGUCAUUCGCGUUCUUCCCUGACAACACCAUCGCUCUCUACGUCAUGUGGAAAAGCUUGCAGAUAAUAUACAACACGGGCGUGGAGCGGGGCUACCUGCCGGAGGUGUCCGGCUUCACCAUCCUCCUGUACACCGUGUCGACGGCCAUCUUGUUCCACGCGGCCAUCCUCGAGCCCCACAACCUGCGGCCGUCGUACUGGAAGUUCCUGUUCAGCAUCUCCGGAGGCCGUAUUUCAACAAUGGACAGAAAGUCUUUGGAUGCAUUUGGAUUGGAGUCAAGCCGAGGUUUGCUCGAAAUGGCCCACAAGACAAAAACCCCAUUACUACCGAUAUCAUAUUUUGAGUGAUCUACGAGUUAUUGUUGCUGCAAGAGAAUCAAUGAUGCUCAAGUGGGGACAAUUUUGCAUCAGUAAAUUGUGCAGUGAUCAAAACAGAAUGAGUGAAUGUAUUCUAGGUAUGCAGAAUAACUGAAGUAAUAUACGGUGGAACUUCAUUAUAAAGUACCUCACUUAAAAGGAUUUAUCUCCUGAUCCCUACAAGUUGUUUUACAUUUAUUAACAUUUCACUAUGAAGUCCUGUCAUUAAUUAUUAAGUACCAAAAAUGUGGGAUUUUUUCAUGUACAAUGUAAUGAAAUUUCACUGUUAUGUUGUUAAUUAUGAAUACUUACUCCAUCUUAUUUUAUAAAGCUUUGCUUAUUUUUUUUGUAGGAAUUUUCUUAUAUAGUAUUCAGUGAAAGCAGCUUUGUGCAGUGCUUUCUUUAGAUUGACAUAAAUUUGGUAGUUUGGAUUUAAAACCUUUAUAGUUUUAUUGGUGGCAAAUAUCUUGUGAUAGCAGUUCGGUUGGCAACAUAUUAUGUUUAUAGAUAUAAAUUGAUACCCUAUACUUGCUUUAUUAACCAUAAAACUCUAUAAGAGAUCUUAUGUUACCUAAAUACUGUAAAAGUUAUGAGAAAAUUUAUUUCAACUUCUCAUUUUUGCAGGAUCAAAUAUUCCUGUCAGACACUUAAGGAUAUUUUUGUAAAACCAUCAUUGUAAAAAUUACUUUUUGUGAAUAUGUAAUUAGUUGGAAGCCAGCCGGUCCUAAGGCAGCACAUAAAUUAUUUGACUUAUGUAUUACCAAGCAACGAGAAAUGCUUUAAGCAUGUCUUUGGGUGUAACAUUAUUGCCAAAAGUUGAUAUUUGGUAACUUUUGAAAUGGAUUCCAAGUUUAAAUAUUGUCUUUACGUCAUUUUGUUUUUAAGGAAAAAGUGCAAAUAAUUUGUCAUAUCAAAGGAACACCAAAUUUGAUUCUAUUUAGAAUAAAAUAGAUUCGAAAAGAUUAUUGGACGAAACAAUCCUGUUUGUGUAUUUGUAUAUUGACAAACUCUGUAUUAGUGUGUGUAUUACUUUGCAAAUGUCAUCUAGACAGUUUUCUUAGAGUUCCCACAAAAUUCUCAUCCUUUAUGAAUUUCUAUCAUUUUACACAUUUUGUAUAAUUUUAUCCAAGUCCAUUGACUUACUUGUACUGGUUUGCUUAGCUUUAAACUACAUUUUACCUUAUAUUAUUGUAAACUCUCUACUGAUCCACUUUUGUUGUGAAAGUUUGACAAAGACAUUUUUAUUGUUGUGGUAAAUCAACAUGCAUGAUAAAAAAUUUCCUUUAUUUUGAUUUAAUUUAAUUUUGAAAGUGCAGAAUUUUAAUUAAAUCAUGUUAAUGUUCCUGUAUGUUGCUACCUUCGUUUGUUGAUUGUUUUUUUAUAUAUAUACUUUUGUGUAAUGUAAAAAGAACAAAGUAAUACUUGUGAUUUUAUUGUUAUCAGAAGGGUUGUGAACUUUUAUCAUAAUUCAUUAUGAAUGUGUUCCAGAUUGCAUAAACAUAUUACUAUAUUUUAGUAAAGUGUAUUAUGGUUGAA
Molecule: messenger RNA, 3504 nt
Organism: Bacillus rossius redtenbacheri
Lineage: Eukaryota; Metazoa; Arthropoda; Insecta; Phasmatodea; Bacillidae
Product: transmembrane protein 135-like
Exons: 9
Coding region: 565-1959 (464 amino acids)
Source: RefSeq, a predicted model, not a curated record